AUGAAUGAGACUGGAUCGAGUGAGCAAAAUGGCGGUGCGGCCAACUCUAGUCGCCGUGGAGGUCUUCGAAAUCGAGGCAUUUCCAGCCGAAAAACGGGGCUUUCCGUCUCCUUCCACACACAAGAGGCCGAACGAACUUUGGCUUCCGCGCAAAUUGAAUAUGCUUCUGUGGAGUCAGUGUUUCAUGAGGAAGUCGAAUCGACAGCCAGAGAGGAUGACUUGGGCGACCCGGAGGACGGCAACAACGAAGGAGAUGACGCUUCACACGAAGAUUUGGAAGCCGGCAAAAAGGGAGAACCAGACGACUUGGAUAAUGAAGAAGAAGAGGAUGAUGAUGAUGACGAUGAUGAUGUUGACAGUUUUGAAGAAGAAUCAUUCUCCAUGGACAGUGAAGAAAUGAGAGAAGCUGCUGUCAGAGCUGGAUUCUGGGGAGUGAUUGCUGGUUGGAUUCAAAAUGAUCUGCUACAAAGGCUGUUUAACUGUCUUGAAUCUAUCCUGAAAUGCCUCAAAUGCGCUAGAGGAGGAGGCGGUGAAGAAGGAGGAGACGCACAGGAUGAUCUUGUGAACUUGGUCACUGAUGCUGUGGAUCUGGAUGAUGUUAUGCUGGCCAAUCAGCUGCCCGCCGGGUCCGGCCAUGGUCUUGCAACAAGUGGAAAUGGCGCGACAAGCUCUGCGACGACGAACGUUGCCGCCAAUACAGCUUUGACAUCGUCUACAACUACAACAGCACAGCAGACUACCACCAUUGUAGGCAUGCAAAUGGCAACAUCGGCAGCCCAGGGAGCUGCAGGGGCAACCGGUGCUGCAACGGCAUCGGCAGCUACAACAGCAGCCACAGCUACAGCCACAGGAAUUGUUGGUACUGUCAGUGGAGCUGUUGCAUCGGCAGGACUUGCCACUCAAGUGGGAGUGGUGGUUAGCGUCGCUGCUGUAACAGCUGUCUCUACAGGAGUUGCGGUCACUACUACUAUCAGUAAUGACCAGCCAGUCCAAACCGCAGUUCCUCGUCCUGAAAUUCUCUUGCCAAAUUGCACGGGAGACAGCAGGUCACUUCGAAAAACAGGAUUCGUGGAACUACACAUACAAGGAUUGCCGAUCGAAGAUGAUAUUGUUUUACCCGAAAUUAGGCAAGAAUUGGAGCUUCUCUUUCAAUCCAUCUACAAUAACUUGACUGGAAUGUGUUUGGAUCCAUUUGAUCGUGUCCUUUGGAAUGCCACAUUGGAGCGGUGGGAAACUUUUGUGGCUUUUGAAGAUAUUGAAUCAAUGAAUACUGGAAGCUCCAACAGCAGCAUUUCCACUGACCAAGUUCGGCCGCAAGCGACAACUAUCACCUAUUGGACUGCUGAAGUCUCCUGCAAUGGUUGUCCCGACUCUGAACCUCUGUUUGACAACACCAGGCUUGACGCAACCGGCAGAUCUCGUCAUCGGGGUCUCAAUGAAAAAAUCACCAACAGUAGCAGUACUGCCAGUAAUGGAACACACUCACCUUCGCCUAAGGUUGGUGUGGACCUGAGUUAUGAGGAGUUCUUCCCCAUCUUUGCCUCGAACUUUGGCUUUCAUCUCCCCCCAAUCGUGGUUUCAGUAGUGAGUGGUCUCAACAUCACAAACAGCUCAAUCGACUUCCUUGACCUGAUCCAAGUGGUCCAAGCACUUACCAAAUCACCUGUACAAGCUGCCAACAGCACAAGCGGCCAAUUUGUGACUGUGAAAUCCCUCAAGGAAGAUGACAUUCAAGAAUAUGACGAGUUUGUUCAGGCGUCAGGUGGACAAGUGACAACACCAUUUGUGGUAGAAGAACUUUCUCUGAUUGAAGACUGUGUCACAACAGAAAGGAUGGAAUCCUCUGAAGAUGAUAUCUGUGAUAGGCUGGGCUCCAUUGAUGCACAAGAAAUAGUUGACUGCUUGAAUCCUGGCACAUCCUCAUCAGCCCGUUGUUCAGUCCUUUUGGAAGGUUUGAUUUCAUCCUUCAAGGAUCAACUACAAGAUCAGACAGUGGUGCCUACUGUGGCUCCUGCGUUGAUUGAUGAGACCCUGCCAUUGGAUGAUGUGCAAGAAAUUGUAGCAGACACUGCUACCCUGAGUCCAAAUCCCACUUUUGACCCAUCUCCUCAAACAGUACUUGCAAUACCGACAAUGUCAGAGACAACACUCAGCGCUACUAGUUCAACCAUGGUGCCAUCCAUGGGACCAACAGCUCCAGCCACUAAUUCACCAAGCUUGGGGUCUGCUGGUAUUAAGAUUCCUACAAACAUACCGGGUUUUAUUGAUGAUGAAGCUGGAGCUUUGCCUACGCCAAAUAAGGUACCUUCUGCAACUGACAAUCCAACUGCAGGGACCACAACAGGUGAACCAACAGAAGUGUCUAGCAUUGCUAUGAAGCUUUCGAGUGGACCAAUGAUCAUGCCAACCAAUUAUCCCUUGGCACAGCCUCAAUUUCAACCUAUGUCCACUCCAACAAACAAGGGUCCUAUCACGGACGACCUGGCACCUCAGAUGGCUACUAGUACACCCAAAGCUCCUACAGCAAGCUCUUCUAACACCCCCACAGCAUCAUCUCCCACUCAAGCACCAUCUUUGCGUGCUACUAUCCCACCAUCAGUUCUGUCUCAAAUUAGUGUUGCACCAUCCCACCAUGCAAGUUUGUCUCCAGCAACAACUUCAAUGCUUUUUGCAUUCACGCAACAGGAAGGUUCCUUGGGCUCACCAAAGGUUGCAACUGGAUUUCCCUCAAAGAGCCCAGCCACUGCAACACCAACAAUAAGAGUGACGCUAUCAGAGCUUUCUGCAAGCAGAUUGAAUGCAUUCACAGCCAAGACCGCUGAACCAGCACCAGUGACAACCCCCAGGACAGAGCCACCCGUGGUAUCAACAUCAACAACAUCAACUGCGACCGUCACAAUUGAAGUGACCCCAUCUCCCUCAAAGCAAACGCCCAGCCCUACAUUUGAGCCUACACCUGAUCCUACACCUGAUCCUACACCUACCCCAACAGCUGAGCCCACACCUGGCCCCACAUUUGAGCCUACACCUGACCCAACAGCUGACCCGACUGCGCCACCGACACAGCCUCCAACGGAGCCUCCAACUAAUCCACCAACCAACCCUCCCAGUGUUCCACCCACUGAACCCCCAACAGAACCUCCAAGUUCCCCCCCUACGACGACUCCAACCCUUGCACCAACAGAGGCUCCAACUUUACCUCCUGCAGAUCCUCCCUCUGAGCGCCCAAUAAUUUCACCAACAACUCCACAACCAACUACAGAGGAGUGCAAUGCAGCCUUCGCUUUCUACAAUGAAACCUACUAUUUGAUCUUUCAAGGAGACCCUAGUGUGCUGGGGGACAAUCAAGUGACUUCUGCUUUCGAGGCUGCCUAUAUCAAUUUGGGGCCAGCUGUUUGUGAUCCGCAAAUCCUUGACGUUGACGUUGAAGGCCGGUAUACUCGACGGCACCUGCAACAACUCAAUCCACAGCACACUCCAAACUCGCAACCCAACUGCUAUGCCCACAAAGGUGCCAACCAGGACUCCUAA
Molecule: messenger RNA, 3531 nt
Organism: Seminavis robusta
Lineage: Eukaryota; Bacillariophyta; Bacillariophyceae; Naviculales; Naviculaceae
Source: the annotation of a GenBank genome assembly